This is a messenger RNA of Sparassis crispa, 3474 nucleotides long. RefSeq lists its product as hypothetical. Gene Ontology annotation, molecular function: ATP-dependent chromatin remodeler activity; ATP binding. The transcript has 16 exons. Bases 1 to 3474 code for a protein of 1157 amino acids. Lineage: Eukaryota; Fungi; Basidiomycota; Agaricomycetes; Polyporales; Sparassidaceae. The record is from RefSeq and is a predicted model, not a curated record.
AUGUCCCCAACCUUAUACAUUCGCAUAUACCUCAUUCCGUACGACCUGGAAAACGUCAAAGGAAAGCUCCGAAUGCGUGACGAGGCGGUACUCGUACAGGCACGACGGUACAUGCGGAGCCUCCUGAGCGAACUUGUCAUCGAUGAUCACAAUUGGGACGCAGAGCCAAUGGAAUCUAUGUCUGCUAGACGACAUUUCCUUGACCAUAGCAUUGAUAACCGGACAAUGGCAGAGAUUUACAGUGACCUACCCUCCCCCGAAACUCCUGUAGAUGACUCCCUGCACAACAUCCCCGGCAUGUGCAGCACACUCUAUUCAUACCAGCGGCAGUCAGUUGCAACGAUGCUCGCCCGAGAGUUGCAUCCACCACUUGUAUCUGAUCCGUUGUACAUCCCUAUUUCAGGGAUUGAUGGUGAUGUGUUCUUCCUGCAGCCUGCGACAAUGGAGAUUCUUCGUGAAUGUCCGCAGGUAGAGCAAGCACGUGGUGGGAUUCUAUGUGAAGAACUAGGCACGGGUAAAACUGUCAUGAUGCUCGGGCUCAUCCUCGCCACCCUCAAUCAGCUGCCCUGCCCAGAGGAGUCCAUCCUUGACGAGCGUCCCAUCCUUACUCCACUCUCCCUUCGCCAUUUCCCAUCUCCGGAGUGCGUGCUUGCGCGGAAGCGGCUUUCGUCAGGGCACAAGAGUAACAAGCUGAAGACGUCGGGAGAGAUCCCAUCGCUGGUCGAGUUGUUGGUUCACUACUGCCGUGUGCAACCUGACGGGCUCCGCAUACGCGAGUCUCAGGACGAGCUGGAGCAGCGGCGGCUCUGGGCACCGAUCAUUCGCAAUACUCCAUUCUAUUUCCAGUUUGAUGUCCCUAUCGACGAAGAUGCGCGGCCGCGAAGGAGAAAAGUUGAUCCUGGGCCGAAGGUGAUGUAUCUCUCCACUGCGACACUGGUUAUCGUGCCCGCCAACUUGCUUGCACAAUGGGAAAAUGAGACGAUGAAACACUGCCACGAUGUCCUCCGCCUUUUGGCGCUUGAUAGUCGCAAGCCUAUCCCGUGUGCAUCUGAGCUGGCCUCAAACUUUGAUAUCAUCCUGAUAACUCAAGCUCGAUUUUCUGCCGAGGCUCAGAAGAACAACAUUUCAAAAUUACAAUCGUGGAGGGUUUGCGGCUGUCGGGCGCAUGCUAACGGACCGCGUGUUCCCCGAUGCCGAUGCGAGAGCCCCACUGACGUUUCUCCGCUACUACAAAUUCGCUGGAAGCGGCUUAUCAUUGACGAAGGGCAUGUUGCCGCCUCCUUGGUGACAAACAUCACUCCAUUCGCCAAAGCUCUUAGUGUUGAACGGAGAUGGAUUGUGACAGGGACACCGACAACCAAUUUGUUGGGUUUGCACUUUGGGCAAGGCAGUGAACUGCAGUACCCAGCAGACGAGCAUCCCGAGGACACCUCUGAGAUUCUCGACACGGAUGAAUCUGACGUCCUGGCACGAAAAUGGACGAAGGAUGACCGCGAGGACCUGAACAAGCUCGCAAACAUGGUCAUCCACUUUCUCGGGGUUCCGAUGUUCUCGCAGGCUGCAGGCACACGACCGUUUAACACGCACGUUAUUCAGCCUCUGAUGGAAUCCUCGGGUCCGCGCCCUGGCGCAAUUUGUGUUCUGACCCAGGUGAUGAGUAUGAUCAUGAUACGGCAUCGGAUUGAGGAUGUCGAGCGUGACGUUUUACUGCCAUUAUUGCGUCAAGAAACGAUUGCGUUAGAUCUGGAUCCAUAUGCCAUCAAGUCGUACAAUGCCUUGCAAGCUGGUAUUGCAAUCAAUGCUGUUGAUUCGGAACGUUCGGACCAGGACUAUCUUUUCCAUCGCCAGAAUGCCGAAAUGCUGAAGGUAACCAUAAUGAACAUGUCUGAAGUCCUGUUCUGGCAUGUGGAUAGCGAGAGGCUAUUCAAUGUCGAUGAAAUGGUCGAGCGGUCUGCAAACUUCAUGGAGACUAUGCAGAAACGAAAUACCUCCAUUAUCGACAUCAAGCUUAUGACACGGGCACUGGAGCAUGUGCGGAUUGCGGCAGUUGAUCCCAUCUGGCGCUCACUGCAAGCACAGCCCGACGUUCUACAUCGUAUUUCUGGGAUGCCGAAGGCCAUAUACGAAGUCUGCACAGUACUACCUGCAAGCACGUUCUCGUCUGAUGUUUAUCUCAUCACCUCCGAGCGACUCAUCGACCUGCGCAAGUUCCUCUAUCUACAACCCCUGGCGCGCACCGAGCGCAUUAUCGAGUGGGCGCAGCAUGCAAACGAGGAACUGCAACAUCGUAUUGCAUUUGCCCAGGAAACGAUGAAGGUCACGAAGCGCGCAAGAAAGCCGAGCAGCUCGAAGCAACAGCUGAUGAUGCUGAAGCAGGGUGAGUCCAAAGAGAAGAAGGACGAGAUGCACAAGGAGUGGGAAGCGGUGCGAGCGAAGCUGAAGGCUUUGGCUGAGGAUGACGGAUAUGACCGAGGGAACCACAUGUCUUCCCGCAAUGGGGUAGAGGAUCACUCGCUUACCCGACGACAUGGGGUGCGUGCGAGAUUCCUCUCCUCGUCGCCUUUGGCGGGUAUGCAGAUUGGCAACUCUACCUCUUCAAAGCUCAAUUACAUCUUGAAUGAGGUUGGUCAAUUCGCGUCAACGGAGAAGUUCUUGAUAUUUUCCAACUCUCCCGCCACUCUCAAUCUGGUCAGAGAAGGACUGGAACUAAUCGAAGUGAAGUACCUGGUGUACACUGGCUUGACACCUCUGGAACGGGUGACACCGAAGGAGCGCGAGCAGCGAGUGACCACGUUCGAGACGUCAGAUACAUAUCGCGUCUUUCUCAUGGAGCUCAAAUACGGUGCUCGUGGGCUAAAUUUAGUUGCGGCCUCCAGGGUCAUAUUUUGUGAGCCUGUCUGGCAGGCGGAUGUCGAAAGUCAGGCUGUCAAGCGUGUCCAUCGUAUAGGGCAAACACGCCCUGUCACGGUGAAAACCCUUGCCAUCCGGAAUACCUACGAGGAGGUGAUGGUGACCCGGCGCGAGGCACUGAAAGCGGGGAAUAGCAAGCAGCCCGGGUUAACGGAUGAUCGACGAAUGCGGGAUUUUAUUGCGAAUCCAACAUUCCUUUCCUCACCGGCCUCUACAACGGAGCCGCUUGACCUCCCUUUUCUCGACAUUCCGCGUGGGCGCACUGAGAGGUCCGAGCAGAUGGCAUCCCCUCCUGUUGCGCACAGAGAGCUGUCCUGUGUGAACUCCUGUGGAGAUGUCGGUCCUCUCAUGACGAAGAAAUCUCGCGUUCUUUUUGCGGACGAAGUGGAAGCUCGCACUGCACUUGAAUUGCGGCCAGUGGAUAUAGUCAAAAAGCGGAAAAAGAAGUCUCUUUUACAAUUUCCGGAUACAGAUAACGAGUCGGACGAGGCGGAUGGCCCUUCGAGAAAGAAGGUCCAUGCUGUUCGAUUCGCAGAUGACUCGCUCACUCAUUCGAGGCCGUGA